AUGAACCGAAAUUCGAUUGCAGCAUGUACAAAAUGCGUACAUACAAUUUCACGAGCAACAGUUAAUCGGGCGCAUCCGGUUUCGGCAACUUGUCGGCCGACAUCGAGUCGAAUUCAUUCGGUAAACCGAGCGUUGACAAUAUCACGACACACAUCGUCACGAGCGCUAUCAAACAGUUCAUUUGCGCAAAACAAGGCCUGCAGAGUAUCUGUUUCGCCUAGAGGACGGUCAAUACGUUCCUUUGCGACUGCGCACGCUGCCUCGGCAUUACAGCAAGGCGAUGGAGAGGGAGAAGGUCCUAUACCCGAGUACGAAAGAAGGGUCAAGGCGGAUUUGCUAAGAGAUGAUCCGCACCAGAGGAAUAUCAUCAGCCACCUCCAAUGCCUUCAUGAUAUGUUAAAGUCGUAUACGCCUCCGCCAAUCGUCCACCCUUCCCCAGAUGAUCUCCAAGAGGACGCGAAAUCGUCGUUUUGGGGCUCCCUUUUCGGACGAGGUGCUGCCCGUUCGGACGUUCCGCGCCCACGUCCUGAAAAUCUAGCCAGGGGACUUUAUAUGUACGGAGAUGUUGGCUGCGGAAAGACUAUGCUUAUGGAUUUGUUUUACGACACCAUACCUUCGAAUAUAAAGAGGAAGAAGCGAAUACAUUUCCAUAAUUUCAUGCAAGGAGUGCAUAAAGACCUUCACGCCGUCAAAAAGGCUCGAGGUCGCGAGUUUGAUGCGUUACCCAUGGUUGCGGCGAAUAUUGCGGAGACCGCUAAUGUUUUGUGCUUUGAUGAGUUUCAGUGUACGGAUAUCGCAGAUGCUAUGGUGUUGCGAAGAUUCCUGGAGCUUUUGAUGUCUCAUGGUGUGGUCAUGGUAACCACUUCAAACCGACAUCCUGACGAUCUUUACAAGAAUGGUAUCCAAAGAGAGCAUUUCAUUCCAUGCAUAAAGUUACUCAAAAAGGAGCUCGAAGUUCUCAAUCUAAACUCGGAAACCGAUUACCGCAAAAUUCCACGGCCUCCUUCUGGAGUUUACCACCAUCCGUUAGACAAAGCAGCUGAACAACAUGCCGAGAAGUGGUUCGAGUACCUGGGAGAUCCACAGAACGAUCCUCCGCACCCAGCAACUCAUGAAGUUUGGGGUCGCGAAAUCCCGGUUCCCUCUGCGAGUGGACGAGCGGCCAAAUUUUCGUUUCAGGAACUUAUCGGUCGUGCCUCUGGCGCAGCUGAUUACCUUGAACUAGUUCGGCAUUAUGAUGCAUUCAUUGUGACCGAUGUUCCUGGAAUGACCAUCAGAGAGCGUGACUGGGCACGACGAUUCAUUACAUUCAUUGACGCAGUAUACGAAAGCAAGGCAAAACUCGUCCUCACCUCAGCAGUCCCCCUACAAAACCUUUUCAUGUCCGAAGCCGAAAUCAAAUCCUCAACCGACACAUCCUCUUCUACUGACGGCCCCGAGGCCCUCCCAUCAGACAUGCGCCAAUUAAUGGACGACCUCGGCCUCUCAAUGGCCGCACUAAAGUCCACCUCAAUUUUCAGCGGUGACGAAGAGCGAUUUGCUUUUGCGCGUGCUUUGUCGCGGCUUACUGAAAUGGGUAGUAAGCAGUGGGUUGAGCGUGGAAUGGGGGUUGGUAUGGAUGUUACCCAGGGGUUAGAGGAUCGAGAUGCGUACAAGAAGACGAGAAGUAGGUGGAGUGAGGAUAGCAUGUAG
Molecule: messenger RNA, 1692 nt
Organism: Talaromyces marneffei
Lineage: Eukaryota; Fungi; Ascomycota; Eurotiomycetes; Eurotiales; Trichocomaceae
Exons: 4
Coding region: 1-1692 (563 amino acids)
Biological process (GO): protein quality control for misfolded or incompletely synthesized proteins
Cellular component (GO): cytoplasm; mitochondrion
Molecular function (GO): ATP hydrolysis activity; ATP binding
Source: RefSeq, a predicted model, not a curated record